Messenger RNA from Striga asiatica, 1331 nucleotides. Lineage: Eukaryota; Viridiplantae; Streptophyta; Magnoliopsida; Lamiales; Orobanchaceae. The record is from the annotation of a GenBank genome assembly.
AAACUAUUUCAUUUUCCAACGCCAAUGGCGUUCACAAGGAUGCUGGCCCCACGCCUUCUCCGCACGUUCCGAUCCGCCAGCGUCUCGCCAACCAACUGCUGCGUCUCCUCGCCGUGCGCCGCCGCGCAGUCCAGGGCGCUAAACCGCCCGACGGCGCCGAGCAACCUCUCCCCAGAUCCCGGCGAUGACGGCGUGUUCCGGCGGUACAUCCACAACCAAUCUGCGGCGGCGGGGGCAGCGUCCGCCGAUCCGCGGUUCCUUCCGACAGGGGAGAAGCUUCUGGAGAAGCUCCGGGGGAUGGGCAUUGCUAGGCAGAGGAUCCGGAUCGACUCUCUCAGGCCACCGCCUGGGGCGGAGGUGGAGAAGGAGCCACCGCUGCCGGAGGGAACGAUCACAGUGAAGGACGCCGUGAAGAUUCUAAGGGUUUCGCAGCUUGAGGCGGUGAGAUCUAGGCUCAGACGGAUCGAGAGGGACUGCAUUCCAUAUUCCGAAUUCGUGGAGAUUUGUGCUAAAGAUUGUUCGAGUGUUGAGCAGGGGAUAGAAUUUGCUACGAUGCUCGAUCAAUCGGGGAGUGUGAUUAUUCUCGGGAAAAUCGUGUUCCUCAGGCCUGAACAGGUGGUGAAAGCCAUACAAGGCCUAAUCCCUGUCACCACCCCACCCCACACCAUGGAUGACCCGAGCAUGCAGGAACUGCGUGAAUUGGAGAAAAGGAAAUCCGAAAUCGACAUCAAGGCAAAAUCGCUGGUCCAGCGUGAGCUAUGGUGUGGACUCGGGUACCUGAUUGUCCAAACGGCAGUCUUAAUGAGGUUGACCUUCUGGGAACUCUCGUGGGACGUGAUGGAGCCUAUCUGCUUCUCUUUGACCUCAUUUUAUUUCAUGGGUGGUUAUGCUUUCUUUCUGAGGACAUCAAAAGAGCCAACUUUUGAGGGAUUUUUUCAGAGCAGGUUUGGGGCCAAGCAGAAGAAGUUGAUGAAGGCUGAGAAGUUUGAUGCUGAAAGGUAUAAUGAGCUGAAGAAAGCUUACGCGUCCGCUAAGGAAACUGAUAAUGUCGUGUUUACUUCUUAUUCUUCUUCUCCAGUUGCGUAAUAAGUUUUUUGAUCAUGUUUGCAUAGAAAAAAGUGGAGAAAUGAUUAACAGAAAUUAGUUGUAUUUGUUAAACUUACAUGGAGAAGAAGAGUAUUUUUUUUUUUCUUAUAUUUGUGCCAAUUUAGACGUGUAACGGCUUUGUAUUAUAGUUUGUUGAGACAUUUUUGGACUGUGGCAUGAAAAUUUCAUUUGUAAACCUUUCUUUACCCUUUUCUCUUGAAUAUUUCAGGUUUACUUCUUCCUAA